Amoebophrya sp. A25 is the source of this 2148-nucleotide messenger RNA. The record is from the annotation of a GenBank genome assembly. NCBI's taxonomy places the organism in Eukaryota, Dinophyceae, Syndiniales, Amoebophryaceae.
UUGCCGAUCGACGACCAGAAAGAGAAGGUGAUGUGUCAUCUGUUGAAGCACCGCGUUUGCUUGAUCCGGGGAACCACAGGCAGUGGCAAAAGUACGAGAGUGCCCUUGUUCAUCAAAGAGAUGUUCGACUCGCAGGUGUUCAAAGAUCCCUGGGAAUUCCUCGGCAAGGAAGAAGGGGUAGCGGUAGUUUCGCGUUUACCCAAUCAGCAGAAAGAGGACGUUAACGCCAGCGCAAAACUAGCUGGCAAGCCGGCGAAAAUCCUGGUGCUGCAACCGCGACGACUGGCCUGCACAGGGGCUGCUCGCCGUGUGCAGGAAGCCUUGGCAAACGAGACGCGCAACCCGGAGAACAAGCUGUAUUUCAAUCACAAAACUGCCGCAAUUUCGGUUGGUUUUCAGAUCAGCCAACGCGCGACGGGGGGACACAAUGCUGCGCUGCAGGAGACAACCUCGCAACAGGACACGCAGCAGAGAGAAGGAGAAUCACAACAACAACAGCAACAAAACGCGAAAAAGACUAGUAAAAAGGUCAACAAGAAUGCGUGGGAAAUCGUUUUUUCAACAACAGGGUACUUCCUAGAAGUGUUGAUCCAUCGUCCAGAGGAAAUGGCACGCUACACCCAUAUUCUAAUCGAUGAGGUGCAUGAGCGCAGCCUCGACGCCGACAUGGUAAAUCUCAUUCUGCGCCUUUUUUUCGACAAACAGGAUUUUCGGCUUAUAUUGAUGAGUGCAACCCUGGAGCACGACAUUUUCCAGAGAUACUACUCUGUAAAAGGUCGCGUGGUGGAUCAGAGCAGUGUCCUUGAAGUGGGUGUUGAUCGCGUGUUUCCAGUACUGGAAGUGUACCUCGAGGACUUGAUGGGUCAGCCGUCCGCGGCCAAAAGCGGCAAGGGUGGCAAAAACAAAAACGCUGCAGUCGUCGCUUCCACAGCCGCUGGAGGUGGUAAAAGCGGCAGUAAUGCGGAGCAGCAUAAGAUUGCGCAAUUUCGCGAGCGGGAGAAAAUCAAGAAACUCCAGGGGAGUUUCAAUAGCAACGCAAACCUGCCAGCAAAGUUGCAUGAAGGUGUUGCCGGCUUUUUACGGCCCAUCGUCCAGAAGUUCGCAAAAAGUCAGGGGUCUAUUCUCAUCUUUGUGCCAGGAAUGUCCGAAAUUAUGGAGGCUUACGGAGAGUUAUCCGAAUUCGAGCGUCUCUCUCACGACUGGGAGGAAAAACCAAGGAGCUAUGACUACUAUGUCGAGUAUGAGGCGCCCUCAGGAGGAGAUUUUCAGCGUGGUAGGAACGACUACAAUUAUCGAUCCUCAUCUUACUUCAACACCAAACAAAUCCAGCACUUGCCGAGGCGCGAACAGCUGAAGUUUCGGGUGUACCCACUGCAUUCGAACUUGCCGCAAGAAGACCAAGACGCAGCGGUAAAGAAAGCGCCAGAGACAGGCUACUGCCAUAUCAUCAUUUCGUCGAACAUUGCCGAAUCUUCGUUGACUAUCUGCGGUGUCAACGUAGUCGUCGACACAGGCCUUCGGAGAGCGCAGACCCUCAGCACAGGCGGAAGCCACAACACCAACAGCGAGAAGCCGCCAACUUCAUCUGGCGCGAAUGCCGCCGCUGCGAGUUUGCCUGUGGAAAAUGCGCCUGCUCGCGCGGCUGCUCGUAGCGGAGGCGCUGGGCAAAUGCUCCAAACAGUCUGGUGCUCUAAAGCCAGCGUAAAGCAGCGCAUGGGCCGCACGGGGCGUACCGGACCGGGCAUCAGUAUUCGCCUGUUUACCAAGCACUUUUACGAUAAUGUGAUGAAGAAUUUUGACGAACCGGAAAUGAACGUGGUGCCCUUAGACCAGCUCUACAUCAAGGCAAAAUUUCUCGCGCAGCGCCUGCAAGAACAGCCGCACUUCAAGGACGCUGUGCAAGGAGACACUGCAGCCGGCGGAACCGAUCCCUCGCUGGCGCUGCAACCGCGACAGCUCCUGCAAAAGGUGCCGUCACCACCGGCUAUGGAUCGAUUGGACGGUGCAGUUCACAGCCUGGUGCGCGCUCAUGCACUGACCGACACAAGCGAGCAAGCGCGCGUAACCGCACUCGGGCAUCUGAUGAUGACACUCUCUAUGGACAUCUCGUUGGCUCGAUUGCUAUUCUAUGCCAGUCUGUUUUCGCUC